UUCGUGAAUUUGUUUAUACAAUUAUUUUGUAAAAUUAAACAAAACUAGUAGAGACGGAAGUAAUUUGGUUUGCUUACAAAAAGUUUAAAAUUUGAGAGUUUUGUUCUUAAUGCGUAUUGCUGGAAUGGGAAAAUCCGAUAUCAAGUAUAAGCUAAAUUUAGAACAUCGCAAGUCAAAACAAACCCUUUUUGUUAAUUAUUAUUGAUUGAUUUACUAGAGAAUCAGUGAGAGUAUCAUAAUUUAAUAAAACAUUGUUAAGAUGUGUAAUCUUUAUUUCCAUUAGACCAACUGCUUUUGGGAUGUGGUCCAGAUGUUUUUAUCUAAUGUGCUGGCUUCUAACCAGGGUGUGUGGGUUAGAGAUGCAUCGUCCAACGAAUUCUCCAAAGAAGGUUUGAGCGGUAAACUCCUAGCUCCGAUCUGCAUACAAACGAGUUGUAUAUAGAAAUCUUUUUUUUUUUUUUGAGCAAUACCUUUUUAAAUUGAUGCUAUGAUAAGAUACUAGCUAUAUAAACUUGCUAUCAUUGGCAAGUUAAUAAUUAAUCAUAUGCUACGUAGUACGUUAAUAGUAUUACAUGAGAACAAAACAAAAUCCACCAUAUACGGUGAUAAUAUUGAUACUGUCGAUACUCGAUAGAUACAUUACAUAUGUACACGAUCUAUUAAUAAUAUACCCACGAUAGGAAAAGCCAAAUCAUGUCUAACAAACAUAUAAACACAACACCAAAAGUAUAAUUAACUCUAUAUUAAUAACAUCUUUCUAUUCACUAAACACAUUUGGAUAUAUACCCUUCCAUCUUUAAACAUCUCUCAGGAUCCUAUCUUUAGGGUUUCAACAUUUUCUUCAGAAAUAUCUCUCGAAUAUUUAAGUAACAUAUACAAAGUAUGGAGUGUGAGAGAUCAUCGUCGUCCACUUCAUCAGAGACCGGAGCCGUUCUUCACCAUCGUUCUUCUUCGUCGGUCUCCACCGUGACGAGACGAAUGUAUGAGUGCACUUUCUGCAAAAGAGGUUUCACGAACGCACAAGCUUUAGGUGGUCACAUGAACAUCCAUCGACGUGACCGUCUCAACAAGGCGACCAAGCUGCAAAACGACGCUGACUCAGCACUCUCCGGUUCUCGAAGAUGUUUCCACGUGGCAUCUUCCGAUCGUGGAGUCUAUGAGCAAGUAGACUCCGUCGUCUUGAGGACGACCACAAACUUGAGCUUACGAGUUGGAUCGAUGGUUACAAGGAGAGAAAACGUCGUCGUUGAAGGAGAUGAAAUCGAUUUGGAGCUACGUCUUGGCUUAUGAGUUAUGAGAUCAUCAACCACUACAUCUAUAUUUGUAUAAUACGUUUUUUGGGUGUUUAUUGUAUGUUUCUUGAGGUUGAUAUGUGUAUUUUAAUACAGGACCGCAUAUGAUGAGUUUAUUAUAUGUUAAUGUAAUGUAUGUUUAGGUGGAUAUUUAAUCAUGCAUGUUUUGUGAUUGAUCACUGAGAUAUAUAUUGGCUAUAGCGAUGAUAUAUAUAUAUAUAUAUAUACAUGUUAAAUCUUUUACUUGUAUGUCACAAAUAUUAUUUUCACUGAAAAAAUCAGAUCUAUCUCACAACAAAAUCAUUGAACUAUAUAACUAGCUAUUGGAUUAAAGUAACUAAAGCCAAUCUAGGUUAUGCUGCUGCGAGAGGAUGAUACUUAAAUAUAAAAGACAGAAAAAAACGAAAAGAACAAAUAAAUUGGGAAAAUUGAAAAUGUUCUUUUCAUUGAAAAUCUCUUAUUGGCCGAAAGCCCUUCAAAAAAUAUAUUUAUUUUUCCAAUAAAAAUAUAUGUGCCAGUUCACCAUCCUCUUAGUUUUUGGGUGGAAUUAACUUCUUGUUUAGCAUAGACCUACGUGGUAAAAUCGCAAUAAAAAUCUGUUUUCCAAUAAAUUAUAUAUUACAACUAAAAUUAAACUAGAGAAAUUUUUUACACUAUCACUUUCGUAGUACCAUUUUUUAUGUUUACUUUAACUACAUUACCUUUAAUUUUCAAUAGUAAAAAGACUAUUAUAUUCCUAAUUAAUUGAACAUAUACCUAAUCUAUUUUCUCGCAUGAGCUCUCCAAUUUCAGUUCGAGGAACUUUCAAUUGCUCUAUGGUGAUCAAAUCCGACGAGAUUGGAUGACAUGUGCCAUUGUUUUUGUCAUACCAGAAUGUUCAUAUAAGGUCUAAGGAUUUUCGAUUAAGUGGUAAGGAAUGGAUUGAAUAUCGAAGGAUUAUGCAGAAGAGGUGAAUUUGAGAAGACUAGGAAGCUGGUAAAAUAGUUUUUUUUUUAAUGGUAAAAUAGUUCUCUUGUAAAGGAAUCAUCAAACCUGAAGCUUACACUCAACACCAUUAUCAGCGCUUCUGUUAAAAGAGAGACUUCUCUGGUGUAGAAGAGGUUUUGAAGGCCAUGAAGAAGGAUGGUAACAUAUACGUUUCUUAUGAAAUUAAGCAUCAAGAAAAGAAAAUUUGUUAAAUAGACUUACAAACACUAAAUAAUUUUAUAAAUCAUUAUAAAUUAUUUUAUAAAUACUUAUAAACUAGAUGGUGGCCCGUACACUUGUGCGGACCAAUAUAUAUCCAUCUAAUUCAAAUUUUAUUUAAUUUUUAUCUAAAUUAUUUAAUUAGUUUCAAAUAUUAAAUUAAUUAGAGAUAUAAUUUACUUUUUUUAUUAGAGGACAACAUAGAUAAUGGUUUGGUAUUUGUAAAUAUUUAUUUAUUCUUUAACUAAACCACACAUGUAAAAAGUAUCAUCAUUAUAAUAACCUAAUAAAAUUUUAUUAUUACUUUUAAAAUAAUAUAAAAUAUAAAUCUACAAAUAAACCAUAAUUACCAAAUUAUCAAAGAAGCUUAUGAAAUCAAACCCCUCUUCAUCAAAGUCUUAAUUGCAUUUUAUAUGAAUUUCUUCUUCAUCGGAGUUCAUAUUGACACCUAUUAACAAAAUUUACAAUAAUAAAAAACAUACUUCUAUUUAAUAAAAAAUUAUAAACUAAAAUUAAUAAAUUAUAUAUAUAUAUAUAAUAGUAAAAGGUGUAUUUUUAAUUUUUAACAACGAUCGAUUGUAUUCUUUGGACUCAUAUUUUGAUUGAUAAGAUAAUUUGGUGAUAUAAAAGAGAAGCAAUCUUCAUUUUAAAAAUAAUAAUUAAAUAAAACAUUAAAAGAUUUAAUAUUAAAAGUAAACAUAAUAUGAACAAAACUAUAAAAUUAAUACUCAUUAAUAAUAGUUAUCCAUGAAUAUAAUGAAAAUAUUUAUUAAAUAAUUACUAAAUAUGUUAAAAACUAACAAUUCAAAAAAUCUAUCUUAUUAAAA
This is a messenger RNA of Brassica napus (rape), 3304 nucleotides long. Its product is annotated as zinc finger protein 5-like. The record is from RefSeq and is a predicted model, not a curated record. The transcript has a single exon. The coding region runs from base 883 to 1290 and encodes 135 amino acids. NCBI's taxonomy places the organism in Eukaryota, Viridiplantae, Streptophyta, Magnoliopsida, Brassicales, Brassicaceae.